Gymnodraco acuticeps is the source of this 1472-nucleotide messenger RNA. RefSeq names its product ubiquitin-conjugating enzyme E2 A. The transcript has 6 exons. The record is from RefSeq and is a predicted model, not a curated record. Gene Ontology annotation, biological process: DNA repair; proteasome-mediated ubiquitin-dependent protein catabolic process; protein polyubiquitination. The coding region runs from base 139 to 597 and encodes 152 amino acids. Gene Ontology annotation, cellular component: HULC complex. Lineage: Eukaryota; Metazoa; Chordata; Actinopteri; Perciformes; Bathydraconidae. Gene Ontology annotation, molecular function: ubiquitin conjugating enzyme activity.
GCCAAAUAUUUGACAAACUAGCUUUCGUUGGCUAGCGAGCUAGGAGUUAAAAUAAUACACCGAUUAAAAAAAAAAACAUUUCCCCACAUUUGAGCCGCUCAAUUUUAUGCCAAGGAUUUAGGUUUCCGUGUAAACAGGAUGUCAACUCCAGCAAGACGACGUUUAAUGAGAGAUUUUAAACGGCUGCAAGAAGAUCCUCCAGCUGGAGUUAGUGGGGCCCCAUCAGAAAACAAUAUCAUGGUGUGGAACGCUGUCAUUUUUGGACCGGAGGGAACACCCUUUGAAGAUGGAACCUUCAAACUUACCAUUGAAUUCACAGAGGAAUAUCCAAAUAAACCUCCAACAGUGCGAUUUGUCUCCAAAAUGUUUCAUCCAAAUGUGUAUGCAGAUGGCAGCAUAUGCUUAGAUAUACUCCAGAAUCGUUGGAGUCCAACGUACGAUGUCUCUUCAAUCUUAACUUCAAUACAGUCUUUACUGGAUGAGCCAAACCCAAACAGUCCAGCCAACAGCCAAGCAGCCCAGCUGUACCAGGAAAACAAGCGGGAGUACGAGAAGAGAGUUUCUGCUAUUGUUGAACAGAGUUGGCGUGACUGUUGACCCCCGUUACUGUUCGUGUUUGAACAGAGUCCAGCCACAGAGUCCGGCCCCGGAUCAAGAAAACGACUGAUCUCACAGAAAUAAAAUGGCACAUCUUAAAAUCCUUCUCAGUAUAUUUGUCGCUAAGUUUGUAUGCUGUUGUGUUGUGGCAUUCACUCCUGCCGAUUGCUAUUGUUGGCCAAUAGCAUAUGUUUGUUAAAAGUUAAUGUACCUUGUUAUAUUUGGGUUACUUGCUACAUGCCCCAACUCUUUUCUUUCCAAAAAAAGGCAAAAGCCAAUCUCUCAGUUGUCACUUUUCUACCUGUUUAUUUACACAUGAAGUAAACUGGUUGGAUGACACAGUGACUGUUAAUUAGAUGUGCUUGCUGUGUAGAUAGAGACAGUUCAUAUUUACAAAAAAAGCCGUUCAGGGGUGUUUUUUCUUCCGUUUCAGUGGCCUCACUCCUUUUCUUUUUUUUGUAAUAGCCUUUCAGAGGGAUACAACAAACUGGCAUGGACAUCCAUCCCUCUAACAACCCAACAGAUGCCUUGAGGGUCUUUUUCACUCAACUGCUCUUGUCAGGCCAUGCCUUUAGAUUUUAAGAAAGUUCUAGAUAUUGUUGAAUAUAUAUGUCCCUCUUCAACACCGAAACAAGACAUUUAGUUCCCUUUCUGGGAACUUAACUUUGUUUCCUGCACAGAGUUUCAUGAUGCUGACAUUUAGUGAGUGAGAACAUUUCUAUGCUAUUUUACAAUCUUACAUAUCAGCUGACGUAAUAAGCUGAUGAUACUGUUUAAACGGGAUGGUGUCUGUUUUCUGAUUAUAAGACUUUGCACUGGUAACCCAUUUAACAACCUGUACAUUUUCUUGUAAAUAAAAUAAAUAUACAUCAGUU